Molecule: messenger RNA, 662 nt
Organism: Dermacentor albipictus
Lineage: Eukaryota; Metazoa; Arthropoda; Arachnida; Ixodida; Ixodidae
Source: RefSeq, a predicted model, not a curated record
CUUGGUGUGACGCUUCUUGCCACGACUGCUUACUUGGGCCAAGCGGAGCUUAUUGAACGCAGACCAGAGCUAGCCAAAUAUCAGGAUGCAUGGAAGUCACUCAUUACACCAGGGAAAUAUUACCUGUACAUGAGGACCUAUGAGGAGGAACCUUUCUAUGGCUACAAGCAGAGAUGUGUCUUCACUGAACUUAUUUCGGUUAACGAAAAAGAAAAUUACACAGUCAACAACUUUGGAUCGCUUAACCCGAAGGACGGUUCAGUGAAAAAUGGAACUGCUUAUGCCUGGGUGAAGACAUCGGACGAUUACCCUAUUCCCAAUGUUAUCGAAUCUUCGAAUACACUCGGAAAGGAAUUCACGGUCGACUACAUAAUGGCCUUUUUGGAGUACGAUAACUGCGAGAUAAUGAGACUGCCUCACAGGAAAAAUGGGUGUGAACUUUGGGUGAAAGUUGCAGAAAUCGAGAAGAUCAAGUCACUAUGCUUCUUCAUAUACCACCUGCUCUGCGGACCAGAAAAGUACAUGGUAUAUGAUAAGGAGUUGUGCAGAGGAGUAUAAAUUUCUCCCGCAGGCGCCGUUCUUGAAACAGCGGAAAUCGAAGUCGUCCUUGUGGUGGAAUUGACGAGUGGCUUGCGAUAUUAUAAUUUUGUAUUUCUUCUGUU